GUCUGUAAAUAUUUGAUGCCGAUUAUCAAAUUGUAUAUUCAUUUGCAAUUUUCUUUUUAUGUUGUCAGGUAUGUUGUUGGACAAUACCCAAGAUUUCUUAGGGCCCAUUGGAAGUUCUUGAAAACUGUUGUCAAUAAGUUGUUCGAGUUCAUGCAUGAAACACAUCCUGGAGUUCAGGACAUGGCUUGUGACACAUUCUUGAAAAUUGUUCAGAAAUGCAAGCGCAAAUUUGUUGUUGUACAGCUCGGAGAAAGUGAACCAUUUGUGUCUGAACUUCUAACAAGCCUUCCAACAACCAUAGCAGAUCUUGAGCAUCAUCAGAUUCAUACGUUUUAUGAAUCAGUCAGCCAAAUGAUUCAAGCGGAAUCUGAUCCUCAGAAGAGGGAUGAAUAUUUGCAGAGGUUGAUGGAGCUUCCAAAUCAGAAAUGGGCUGAAAUUAUAGGACAAGCACGGCAAAGUGUCGAUUUCUUGAAGGAUCAAGAUGUAAUCAGGACUGUUCUUAAUAUAUUGCAGACAAAUACAAGUGUUGCCAGUUCACUUGGAACAUAUUUCUUGCCACAAAUUUCACUGAUCUUUUUGGACAUGCUUAAUGUGUACAGAAUGUACAGUGAGCUUAUAUCAACCAGCAUUGCAGAAGGGGGCCCUUUUGCGUCUAGAACAUCUUAUGUAAAACUUCUACGCUCUGUAAAAAGGGAAACCCUUAAGCUCAUCGAGACAUUCUUGGACAAAGCUGAAGAUCAAGCACAGAUUGGAAAGCAAUUUGUGCCCCCAAUGAUGGACCCGGUGCUUGGUGACUAUGCUAGGAAUUUGCCUGAUGCAAGGGAGUCAGAAGUCUUGUCACUUUUUGCCACAAUAAUAAACAAGUACAAAGGUGCUAUGAUAGAUGACAUACCUCGCAUUUUUGAAGCAGUUUUUCAAUGUACCUUGGAGAUGAUUACCAAAAACUUUGAAGAUUACCCUGAGCAUCGCCUAAAGUUCUUUUCCCUGCUUCGUGCCAUUGCUACGCAUUGUUUUCCUGCUUUGAUUCGUCUGUCAAGCCAGCAACUAAAGCUUGUUAUGGAUUCUAUCAUAUGGGCUUUCCGGCACACUGAAAGGAACAUUGCUGAAACUGGGCUAAACUUGUUGUUGGAGAUGAUGAAAAACUUUCAGACUUCUGAAUUUUGUAAUCAAUUUUACCGGACUUACUUCGUGACGAUAGAGCAAGAAAUUUUUGCUGUCUUAACAGACACAUUUCAUAAACCUGGGUUCAAGUUGCAUGUCUUGGUGUUGCAGCACUUGUUUUGCCUGGUGGAGUCUGGUUCGUUGACAGAACCUUUGUGGGAUGUAACAACUGUUCCUUAUCCAUAUCCAAACAAUGCAAUGUUUGUACGUGAAUAUACCAUAAAACUUUUGGGUACAUCAUUCCCAAACAUGACAACAACUGAGGUAACCCAAUUUGUGAGUGGACUGUUCGAGUCAAGAAAUGAUCUUUCCACAUUUAAGAAUCACAUACGAGACUUCCUUGUGCAGUCAAAAGAGUUCUCAGCACAGGACAACAAGGAUUUGUAUGCAGAAGAAGCUGCUGCUCAGAGGGAAAGGGAGCGACAGCGGAUGCUUACUAUUCCUGGGCUUAUUGCACCUAAUGAAAUACAAGAUGAAAUGGUGGACUCAUAGAAUUCGUAAUCUUUGCCGUGGAACUAAUUUCAUGAGUUUUGACUCUUCAGAUUUGCUGUGGACGCCUAGAAUCUCUACCAUGCAUUUAUGGAAGGUUGCCAGUUCAGUAAUUUUUUCUCCCUAUUUUUUCUCAUGUGUCCUGAAUUUUCUUUUCUUUAGUUUUUGAACGCGGGUGAAUCGUGAAGGUGUCCCAGUGCGAAAGGCUUGGCUACUGAUGAAACUAUUGGGGGUGUAGAGUAAUUAGAAAGAUUCUAAUGUAGGGUUUAUAUAGUCAGUCAAUUGUACGGGUUCCUGAAUUCAGCUUGGCCUUGUAAUUCAUGACAUAGGUUGAUGAGAUACAACUGUUUAAAAUCACAAUUUAGUAUUUGAUGAUCCAAAGUAGUAGGUGUAAUGUAUACAACUCUCUGUGGUUUGUGUUGUGCAGAAAAUCUUUUCGUUUAUUGGUGGUCAAUGAUGUAUCUUAGGUUUUUGUUUGAGAGGUCUGGUUUUUAUGUUUUAGUAAAUUUUGGCUAAGUUUAUGUUGAACAUGCAAUGGUGUUUCUAAUGUGUAACAGCCUUGUUUUGUCUCUAGUGAUGAUUUUUUUCUUU
Camellia sinensis is the source of this 2241-nucleotide messenger RNA. The record is from RefSeq and is a predicted model, not a curated record. NCBI's taxonomy places the organism in Eukaryota, Viridiplantae, Streptophyta, Magnoliopsida, Ericales, Theaceae.